Molecule: messenger RNA, 3819 nt
Organism: Acytostelium subglobosum LB1
Lineage: Eukaryota; Evosea; Eumycetozoa; Acytosteliales; Acytosteliaceae
Exons: 5
Coding region: 1-3819 (1272 amino acids)
Cellular component (GO): cytoplasm
Molecular function (GO): GTPase activator activity; protein binding
Source: RefSeq, a predicted model, not a curated record
AUGUAUAGAAAUUUGUUUGUUUCCACAGCCAACAACAACACUGAUAGCACUCAAACACCAUCCAUUGAUGUCCAAGCACCAGCCCCAGCCUCAACUCCAAACUCAGCCACAUCAUCAAAUGAUGCCCCACAACCACAGCCACAACCACAGGCACAGCCAGCCGUGACACCAAAGGAUUCGGCACCAUCGACUUCGAGCUCACCAUCAAACAGCUCGUUUUUCUCUGCGUCUGCUUCGUCGUCGGCAUCGGCCACAGCACCAAGCGUAACAGUCACCGCACCAACACUGGCACAGAGCGUCCUGCAACAGUCACCAUCAACGGCCAGAGCAUCACCAGUCACCGUGUUGUCCACAUCAUCCAACACUCCUCAAAACACAUCUGCGUCGUCACUCUCAUCAAACUCACCAACCUCUUCGCCAAACACCAGUACUCAAAGUCUCAGUGUGGUGGCUGCACCUGGCACUGCUGGCACAUCGACAGCAUCCAACAUCCUCUCAUUGAGUGCAUCUCAGGCAGCCAUCCAAAACACUUAUCAUGCCGAGGAAGUGCAGUUUGCACUUGAGAACAAGAAGACAUUGAAGCGUUUGCUCAAGAUAUCCAAGCAUUGGAAUGAGUCCAUGAAGUCAUACUGCCAACAAUGCCAUCUAUUCUCUGAUGAGAUGCUCAAGCAGUCUGAACAGAUGAUCACAUUUGCUCAGCCCAAGGAGAAGAGUCUUGGUGGCAACCUGGCGCACUUUGGAAAUGCCCUUCGUUCAGUCAACGGUGUUCACGAUCAAAUGUUGAACGAGAUACAAGAUGUCUUCUCGACACCUGUAGCCAACUUUGUUGACUACGACUUUGCCGAAGUGGUAGAGUCACACAAGCGUGUGACCAAAUCCAAGGAGGACUAUGAUACAUCGCUCGGUAAGAUAUCAGCGUCGAUCAAGAAGUCCAAGACGGGCAUCGACGAGACCAAACUGAUCAACUACGAGACCGAGCUUGAGAAGCUCAAAGAGGUGCUCGAGUCGCAGAACAAGGAGUUGGGCAUCAAGCUCAAUGAUCUCUCCUACAAGAACGAGACCAAGUAUCUGCGCGCUGUACUACACUUUAUCAACGCCCAGUACCUAUUCUUCACUCGUGGCGCCAAGCUACUUGGCGACCUAAAGCCCAAGAUCGAGGACAUUGAGCGCUACCUCGAGGAGAUCCAGCCACCCAAGGUGGUCGAGGGUCAUCUCAUGAAGAAGAGCAAGCAAGUGAUGGGAGGUUGGAACAAGUGUUGGUACGUGCUCAAGGAUGGCAUGUUGUACUGUUACAAAGGAAAGAAGGAAUUCCAUCCAGAGAAUGCAUUGAAUAUACUUCUGUGCUCGGUUAGAGUGCCACAACAGAUAUUGGUGACGGUGCCAACGCAGGCCACCAACACAUUGUCGACAUCGUCCAAGGAGCAGACUGGUACGGUCGACUACCGCUUCGAAAUAUUGCACCCAAGGAAGAAGUUGCCAAUCGUGCUGCAGGCAGAGAGCGAGGAGGAGCGCGAUCGUUGGGUGACGGCCAUUCAAGAGGCCAUCUCCAACUCACUAAACAGCCAGACGCUCGACAAGCGCACUGGCAACAUGAGCUCGAGCGGUGUCACGCAGCUUGGCAAGUCCAAUGCCAAUCUGCCCACACCCAGCCAGACGCCCGAUGAGAUCAACCAGCAGGUUGUACGCAUUAUCCAAAAGGCUGCUGGCAAUAACGUCUGCGCAGACUGCACCAGCGCGGACCCAGACUGGGCCUCCAUCAACAUGGGUGUUUUGAUCUGCAAGGGCUGCAGCGGUGUGCACAGGAGUCUUGGCACACACAUCUCCAAGGUGCGCUCGCUCACACUGGACAAGUGGUCGCCAGAGAGCAUCUACUUUAUGCGCGAGGUUGGCAACAGCAAGUUCAACGUUAUCUACGAGCACUCAUUGUCGGACCAGGUCAAGCCCACAGAGAAAUGCGACCGCGCCGUCAAGGAGGCCUACAUCAAGGCCAAGUACCAGACUCGCGACUUUAUGAUCAAGUCGACUCUGUCUGUUGAGGAGCUCAGCAAGGUUCUCUACGAGAUGACAUCGACCUCGAACGUUGGCACACCCGUCGACAUUAGCCGCUACCUCAAGGUGUUGGGCCAGGGCGCCGACGUCAACUACGCCGACCAGAGCGGACGCACCAACCUUCACCAGCUGAUCUGGCGCACAGACGAUGUGACCGUGCUGGAGCUGCUGUUGCAGCGUGGCGCCAACAUCACAAUGGUGGACUCGCGCGGCUGGACUCCCAUGCAUUACGCCGCCUUUUUCAACCGUCCCCGCUGUGCAUCGCUCCUGAUCAAACGUGGCUUUGACGCGGCAAUCCGCGCCAAGAGUAUCGACCAUCUGGGCCGCUCGGCACUCGACCUUGCCAAGCUCAACAAGUCCAAGGAGGCCGAGCAGGUGCUCAAGGGCGAGGUGCACGACUUUGGUCUCACGGUCGACGCCAUCGAGGCUGGCACAGUUGUACCAUAUGAGACCUCACUGCCCAACAGCACCGACUUCCCACGCGAGGAGAUCCUCAGCGAGGACGAGGACGACAAGUAUACAGUAGAGAACGAGGCCGAGUCCAGCUGGAGCGAGAGCGAGCGGGACAGCGUUGGCCGGGCCAGCUUUUCUUCACCCGAUGGACCUACAGCUUCGUCCAUCAACAACACCGAUUCUUCAACAAACACAAACAACAACAACAAUGUACCAUCAUCCUUCACCAUCAGCACCAGCAGCACCAGCAACUCCCUAACGGCCAGUCGCGAUGGCAGCUCCACGCACGCCAAGCCACCCCUGGCUGGUGGCUCCCCAAGCCUCACAUCAACUUCACCCAGCGCCCAGGACGACUCGCUGCAGCUCCCACCACAUCUGCAAGACAAGCUCAACCGACCAAAGUCGGCCAAGAGGCGACCAUCCAUCAUUGGCAAGGGCCGCAACACAUUGCGACUCGUUCGUAGCAAGCUUAGUUUGUCCACCAAGAUGGAUGCACCAGACUUGGAGGCGACCAAGAUCGAGGAGGAGGCUGAGGACGACUUGACUGAGGACAACAUCGGCGAAGACACACCCUUGACCUCGGCACCAGCCACUCCACCAAUUAUCUCGACUACCGAUACCAACAACAGUAACAGUGGCGCAACCACACCAAUCGUGGAGGCACAGCCAGUGUCUGCUGCUCUACCACGAUCAGCGUCCGUGGACAAUAUCAAUCAGAAGCAGCAACCAGACACCAUUCAGCAGGUCAAGAGUUCAAACGACUUGACCAGUGGCGGCCAUGAUGAUGGACAUUCAACACAGCACCAGCAGCAGCAACAGAAGUUGUCGCCAGCACCAUUCAAAGCGAUCUUUAGCAAGUUCAAGGGCAUGACAAACAAGAAGCACAAGGACGAGGCGUCGCCCACGGCAUCACCAUCGAGCCCCAGCGCAAAUGCUGAGCAGUUGGUGGACAUCCCCGACAAUGUAUCAAUCAGCAGUGAAUCGUCCACAUCGGCCAAGUCCAACGACCAUUCCUUCUUUGGCACCAAGUCUGACUUUUUGAGGAAGAAGAAGAAGAAGCCUACGCCAGCCACUAGUGGACCAUCGUCGCCAACCGAUCAAUCGCCAGCCGCCAGUCCAAUGACAACGUCUGCAACAACAACAACAGCGCCACUACCACCACCAACCAGCAGUCCAAGCCUUGUGUCUGUCGCCCCAACGUCCUCGGUCGUCACCACACCAGUCCCUCCUGCCACGGCAGCACCUUCAACGGCCGCCGCUGCCACAGAUGACACCUGUUCGACAUCGUCCACGACUUCAAUCGCAACAUCCACCUAA